UAAUAAUGUAGUCGUAUGAAGUAUUCUUAAGGAUACCAGUGGCCAUUGUAGAAGCUUCUUUGCACUUGAAGCUUACAGCAAAUUGAAAGUGAUGCCAUACAAUGUACAAGUUGCGAGUACAAUACAGAUGGUUUAUAUUUGUUGAAUUCGUGUAGAAAAAUUAAAUGAGGGUAAACUAAAGAUUUUAUUAUUGAGUGAAAAAAAGGGGAAUUUCGAUUGUAAUGGGGGAAAAUGUCAAUGUCGGUUCGUAAACACUGUCCUGGACCCGUCUUCCGAUCGGUGAUCCCGUGCUGAAUUCUGAUAUCAGACAGGCACUAGACUGUAGAAUCGGUUCUGCUCAUUCUCCUGACAGUUUGACCGUCGACGGACGUUUUUCCUGUUUGAGACCGUUUCGCGGACGGAUGAGGAUUUCCAACGAUUUCAACGAGGAUUCUUCGUUUUCGGACAGCAGCCAAGUCGCAGCCCGGUCGGGAUCCAACUCCCUUGGACAGAGGUCUGCCCGAAGAUGGACAUAGUAGAACAGCUCAAGGAAGAAGGAUGGAUACUUUCACCUGAGGGUUAUCAACUUUUGACAGAAGAAGGAAAACUCACUGAUAAAAAUGCCAUUCUGAAAAAAGCAUUGGACAUUGAUAUAUGUGAGCUAGGAGGAUGUAGCUUUCCUUCUGAUCUCGUGAAAGGAAAAUGUGAAAAUAUCCAAGGGGAUAUAGUAGUUCAGAUCAAAAAAAUAAGGAAUAUUUCUGCUCCCAAGUCGAAUCAGACUUCGCAACAUGCACCUCGUAUGUUCAAGCUGUCUUUGACAGACGGCACUCAUGCCGUGCCUGCAGUGGAAAUGAAGCAAUUGUCCCAAGUCAGCUUGAACACACCGCCUGGUACGAAGCUGAGGCUUAAGGGUGAAAUCGCUAUCAGAAAUGGCCUUCUUCUUCUUUAUCCUUCAAACGUCGAGUUUCUUGGAGGCAACGUUUCGAAGCUAGUCGAAAAAUGGUUAAACCAGAGCUUUACACACCAAACAAGACGCAGAGUGGGUGCUCUAGAUGGUCCUCCGCCAUGGAUCCCUUUCGGAGAAAAAAUGGUCCAAAAUGAUCUUUCAGAGAGGAAUCUCAAAAUUGUUGACGAUAAAGAUAAAGAGAACAAGAACAAUGGCGAGUUUGAGGCACAGAGGAGGGAUGCAAUUGCAGAGGUGAAAACAGGUCCAAAGGUAUUCGGGGGUGGAAACAAACCAAUUGUUGACAAAAAUAUCCAGGCUUUAAUGGAAAAAGGUUUUACACUCCAGGAAGCACAAACUGCUCUCAAACAAAACAAAAGUUUUGACCGCGCUUUAAAAAAUCUUCAGAGAAAAACGGGAAAAGGAGGAGAUGAUAAGGAAAAAACUGAAAAAGAGGGUGGUGGUAAAGGUAAAAGAAAGGCUGACAAUGAUCAGGUCCAGAGUCAGAAACCGACAUCGACCAUUCUACUCUAUCAGUACGUCAAAGACUCCUUGCCAGGCCACACUCUAGAAAAAGAGGAGGAAAAAGAAAAAGAGAAAGAAAAAGAAAAAGAGAAGCAGAGGGAGUGGGAAAAGUUCGAACAGAGUAGCCAUGGACAAAGGAACUUUAACCACGAUAAAGGCAGGUCUAGCGGCGGACACAGGAGCACCCACUCAAACAGCGGUGCCAGUGAUCGCAGACCAAGAGAGAGCAAUCGUUGGCAAGGGCCUAAUCAAAAUCAAAAGCCUCCGAGGUUUCAAAAUCAAAACAAAAAUAAAGUGGAGAUGUCUGACCACUUUGAUCAUUUUGUCAGCAGAAACGAAGUCGGCUCGGUGACCAACUUCAGAAAUAGUGGCGACAACUAUUUCUCACCUAAAAGCAAUAGUUCACAAAAUACUCAGCAAUACAACGGCCAUAGGAAUUAUUUUAAAGUCGAUAAUAUGAAUUACAAUCAACCUAGCGGUAGUAGCAAUGGGGAAUAUAGAAAUCAGAAUUCGUAUAAACCGGCAGGGAUGCCGGACAUUCCCGAGUUCCCAUACAAGGACAACAAUUCUCUGAUGUCAAUGGUUCCGAUGAACAGUCUCUCGUCUAGUUACAACAAUCGUAUCAACACUCCUAAUGGCACUGUCAGCAAGCCAGACAAAUACCGCUGGCAGAAGGGUGACAAGUGUCUUGCCAAAUAUUGGGAGGACAAUGAGUUUUAUAAAGCGGAAGUGACAGCAAUAUCUAAAAAGACGUGUGUAGUUCGGUUCCUUGAUUACGGCAACUUUGAGGAAGUUCUCCAAGACGACUGUUACCCUUUGCCUGCGGAAAAUGCUUCGAACCACCCUGGCAUGUCUGAAGACAGAAAUGUCAACUUCAACAACGGGUUGAUGGAGUUCAGGAGGGGAGGACGAGGCUCGUACGUCAAGUCGGGAGAAAGCAUGGGACCAAGGAAGAACCAGCGCUACUCGCAGUCGAUGUACAUGCCGCCGCCUGGGAGAAGUGCCAAAUAGCCUUCCCUGAGCAUCUCAACAUUGCCCUCCGAUUUGGACAAUGGGCCCGUGAGGUGCCACUCAUGCUUAUCUCGGUAGUAUUUUGUGAAUAUAAUAAAUAACCAGUACCUUUCGUCUCCUAGGACUAAAGACAAAAUUGAACUAAUUUCUUUUUUUUCUUUUCAUCUUGUACAAUAAAUUACCUCUGGUGGUGAAUAUUA
Cimex lectularius (bed bug) is the source of this 2658-nucleotide messenger RNA. RefSeq names its product tudor domain-containing protein 3 (gene Tdrd3). Gene Ontology annotation, cellular component: nucleus. The record is from RefSeq and is a predicted model, not a curated record. The coding region runs from base 506 to 2458 and encodes 650 amino acids. NCBI's taxonomy places the organism in Eukaryota, Metazoa, Arthropoda, Insecta, Hemiptera, Cimicidae. The transcript has 14 exons.